Molecule: messenger RNA, 1821 nt
Organism: Eufriesea mexicana
Lineage: Eukaryota; Metazoa; Arthropoda; Insecta; Hymenoptera; Apidae
Gene: RanGAP
Product: Ran GTPase activating protein
Exons: 5
Coding region: 43-1821 (592 amino acids)
Biological process (GO): signal transduction; activation of GTPase activity; nucleocytoplasmic transport
Cellular component (GO): cytosol; nucleus; perinuclear region of cytoplasm
Molecular function (GO): GTPase activator activity; small GTPase binding
Source: RefSeq, a predicted model, not a curated record
CGGUUCAUUAUUACGAAGUGUGACUAGGUCUUACUAGUAUAAAUGAUGUCUUCGUUCAAUUUUAAUGAUUUUUCAACUCAGUUGCAAGACAUUGCUCAAAAUGAUGCCGGUAUUGGUGUAUCUUUUGCGAAGAAAUCACUUAAACUUGAUACCGAAGAAGAUGCAUCAGAAAUAGUCAAAGCAAUACGAGCAUGCACAAAUCUGGAAUACUUAGACUUGGAAGGUAACACUUUGGGACCACUUGCUGCUAAAGCUGUGGCUCAAGCAUUGGAAGAAAAUGGCUCAUUAAUGAGACGUGCCCUUUGGAAAGAUAUGUUUACUGGUCGUGUAAAGUCAGAAAUACCAAAAGCACUUGAGUAUCUUGGUACUGCAUUAUGUACUGCUGGUACUCGUCUCUUUGAACUUGAUUUAAGUGACAAUGCUUUUGGCCCAAUUGGUAUUGAAGGAUUAGCUAAUUUUUUAACCUCUAGUUCUUGUUAUACACUUCGUGUGUUAAGAUUAAACAAUAAUGGUCUUGGAAUAUCAGGUGGACAAAUGUUAGCAAAAGCGUUAUUAAAUUGUUAUGAUAAUAGUUCUGAAACAGGAUCAUGUCCUUUAGCAUUAAAAGUAUUUGUUGCUGGAAGAAACAGACUGGAAAAUGAAGGUGCAAAGGCAUUAGCAUCUGUUUUUAAAAAAUUAACUACUUUAGAAGAAGUUGCUAUGCCUCAGAAUGGUAUAUAUCAUAAAGGCAUAAUAGCACUUGCUGAUGGAUUAUCUUUUAAUCCUGGAUUACGAAUUUUAAAUCUUAAUGAUAAUACAAUUGGGUUAAAAGGAGCUCAAGCAAUUGCUAAAGCAUUGCCAAAUUUCCAAAAUUUAGAACAACUUAAUCUUGGUGAUUGUUUAAUCAAAACACAAGGUAGUAUAAUUCUAGCAGAAGCAUUAGCAGUUGAAGGUAGUUACUCAUCGCUCACAGAACUUAAUUUAAGUUACAAUAGUAUUGGAACAAAAGGUGUAAAUCCCAUAGCUCUUGCUGUGGCUGAUAAGGAACAACUUGAAAUUCUCCAAUUAGAUGGAAAUAUUUUUGGUACAGCAGGUCGUGUUAUUUUACGCAAGUUGCUUACAGUUUCAAACAAAAUUGAGUCAUUAAGUACAUUAAAUGAUGAUGAAAGCGAUGAAGAUGAUUUUGAUGAAGGAAGUGAUGAGAAAGAAGAUGAUGAAAGUGAAAAUGAAGAUAAAGAAAAUACAGAUAACAGAAAUAGUUAUAAAUGGCAUACUGUUACAAAUGGCAAUAUAACACAGGUAAAAAUAUCAGUUGCAGAGUUUCUGAAGUCACCAGCAGGAGAAAAGUUGUUAUUAUUACAAGGUGAUGUGCAAGAUUUUGUAAAUCAUGCCAAAAAUGUAUCAAAAAAUGAUACAUCUCCAGAACUAAAAUUCAUUCAAGAGUUUACAAGAAUAAUUAUGAUAGUAUCAGCAUUUAGUACAAGUGGUUAUGCUGAUGUGAGAAUAAAAGCUCAGAAUCUUACAGAUGCUUUGUACUCAAAAUUAUGUACCUUUGCGAUAGAAAAUGAUCAGAUUUCUGUUUGGAAUAACGCCUUACUAGUCAAUUUAGGUUUAAUAAAAGCUGAAGAUAAAAACAGCGGAAAAAUUGAUUGGAAUUUAGAAGGAUGUUUUAAAGCAUUAGAAAUAAUUAGUCAAAAAGAUUAUUUUUUACAAGAAACACGAAAUACAUUAAAAUUCUUUUUGGAAAAGCCAAUAAGGGUGAACAAAUCAAAAGUUGUAGAUUCAUUUCAAAAUUCAAAAGAUUCUCUUAAAGCUGUUUUAGGUCGUAUACAAAGUACAUAA